AUGAAUGGAAGGACAAGCAGGCAGGAUCGGGCACUUGGUGCUGACCUGUGGUUUUCUCUGCCAGCUCCCCUCUGCCUGAUGACCCUGCUGAUGCCACCUUUCCGCCAAGCAGCUCCUAUCUCCCCAGCUGAGCCCAUCAAGCAAGCCUACAGUCUGGCCCUUUACAUGCAGAAGAACACGUCAACGCUGCUGCAGACUUACCUCCAGUACCAGGGCAGCCCUUUCAGUGACCCAGGCUUCUCGGCUCCAGAGCUCCAGCUCAGCAGUCUGCCUCCGGCCGCCGUCUCCUUUAAGACCUGGCAUGCCCUGGAAGAUGCGGAGCGGCUGGGCCGAGCCCAGGAGGCCUUCCUGGCCUUGACCCAGCACCUCCAGCUGGUGGGGGACGACCAGAUCGACCUGAACCCCGGCAGUCCCAUUCUGCUGGCCCAGCUUGGGGCUGCAAGGCUCAGGGCCCAGGGCCUUCUGGGUAAUAUGGCUGCCAUCAUGACUGCCUUGGGGCUGCCUGUUCCCCCGGAAGAGGACACUCUUGGACUGGUCCCAUUCGGGGCCUCGGCCUUUGAGAGGAAGUGUCGGGGCUACGUCGUGACUCGGGAAUAUGGUCACUGGACAGACAGAGCUGUGAGGGACCUGGCUCUGCUCAAGGCCAAAUACUCGGCAUAG
Molecule: messenger RNA, 660 nt
Organism: Echinops telfairi (small Madagascar hedgehog)
Lineage: Eukaryota; Metazoa; Chordata; Mammalia; Afrosoricida; Tenrecidae
Gene: CTF1
Product: cardiotrophin 1
Exons: 2
Coding region: 1-660 (219 amino acids)
Source: RefSeq, a predicted model, not a curated record